Brassica oleracea var. oleracea is the source of this 947-nucleotide messenger RNA. Its product is annotated as peptidyl-prolyl cis-trans isomerase CYP22-like. The coding region runs from base 112 to 714 and encodes 200 amino acids. Lineage: Eukaryota; Viridiplantae; Streptophyta; Magnoliopsida; Brassicales; Brassicaceae. Gene Ontology annotation, biological process: protein peptidyl-prolyl isomerization. The record is from RefSeq and is a predicted model, not a curated record. Gene Ontology annotation, molecular function: peptidyl-prolyl cis-trans isomerase activity. The transcript has 7 exons. Gene Ontology annotation, cellular component: intracellular membrane-bounded organelle.
GAGAGAGAGAGAGUAAAGAGAAUCGAUUCGAUCAUAAAGAAGAAGAAAGUAUCUCUCUUUUUUUCUUUUUUUUUUUCAGUGAGAGAGAGAAGAAGAAACAUUUGAGUUCUGAUGAGUUCUGGAGGAAUCGUGGCUGAACCAACAGCAGCUCCUUCAAGCGGAGUUGGAAACGUGGAGUGGCACGUCAGACCACCCAACCCUAAAAACCCAGUCGUCUUCUUCGACGUCUCUAUUGGUGGUAUCCCUGCUGGUCGUAUCAAGAUGGAGCUUUUCGCCGACAUUGCCCCCAAAACAGCUGAAAACUUCAGGCAGUUCUGUACUGGUGAGCUCAGAAAGGCUGGGAAGCCUCUCGGUUACAAAGAAUGUCAGUUUCACAGAGUCAUCAAGGACUUUAUGAUUCAAAGUGGUGACUUUCUUAAGAAUGAUGGGAGUGGAUGCAUGUCAAUCUAUGGCCACAAGUUCGAUGAUGAAAGCUUUACUGCCAAACACACUGGACCAGGAUUGCUCUCCAUGGCAAAUAGUGGGCCAGACACAAAUGGGUGCCAGUUCUUCAUCAGCUGUUCAAAAUGCGACUGGCUUGACAACAAGCAUGUUGUCUUUGGGAGAGUGCUUGGAGAUGGUUUAUUGGUGGUGCGGAAGAUUGAGAACGUUGCUGUUGGACCAAACAACCGUCCUAAGCUUGCUGUUGUUAUUACAGAGUGUGGUGAGAUGUGAAAAUGUUUUUGCCAUGAGAAAAAAACUUGAAGAACAUGUCUUCUGAAGGAGGAAUGUAGUGAGAGGCCAAAGCUUAUUAUAGUUUUAAACCUUACGCAUAUGUGACUUAAAGCUGAACUUUUGUCAUUUAGUUUCUUUUUCACUUGGUUGUCAUCAUUACCCAAAGUAUAGCCACUUGUGAACUUUGGUUUAGAAAUCAAUAACUUAUGAGUGAAAAUGAGCCAUUUUAUAUU